Molecule: messenger RNA, 7248 nt
Organism: Sebastes umbrosus (honeycomb rockfish)
Lineage: Eukaryota; Metazoa; Chordata; Actinopteri; Perciformes; Sebastidae
Product: myelin-associated glycoprotein
Exons: 19
Coding region: 3369-6404 (1011 amino acids)
Source: RefSeq, a predicted model, not a curated record
UUGUAAGUGUUUUUAGAAUAAUUGGGUUUUUACACAAGACUUGGGCAAUGACUUUCACAGCAAGCAGCCCUCCUUGUGGUUUGCAAAUAGUACCCUCUGCCUACAUUUUAGUGGGAGGUUUCUUAUCAUGAUGAGUUCUUAGGAACUUUAAAAAGUGGUGAAACUCAUCAUAAACAUUCAACUCUGGAGGUAAGUCAUUCAGAUUUUUAAGAAAUAGUAAAAAAAAAGAAGCUUUCCUUUUUCCUGCAUUUUACAACUUAGGUUGCCAUUAAGUGAAUUUAAAAUUAAUUUAUCAAAACAUAUUGAAGUACGUAUCAUAUUGUGACAUUAUUGCCUCCUCAACAUGUUGUUGAGCACAGAGUUAGAUUUUUAGCAGAAAUCUGAGUAAGUUUCGACAUUAUUCAAGUACAGGAAACAGUAUUUGCAUGUUGCUAAAAUAUCUUUAUUUAGAAACAAUUUAGAAACGCGUUUAAAUUCUGAUUCCUGUCGUGGGGGAAAUACAAAAUAUGACAACACAAAAUAAUUUCUCUUUAGGCUGAGAUCAUAAUUUUCUUGUUACUAGGAGUUUUCUGAAAUCAAGAAUGUUUUUCUUGAAGACAACAUCUACCUUGUUCUGUUUUUUUAUACAACAAAUUACCACAGACUGGCCUAAAUUUAGAAUAUUCAAAACGUUAACUGCUUUAGAAGCGAAGAAUUAUCUCAGUAUGCUGAAAUAAUGCUUUCUUGCUCUAGAAACAACAUAAUGUGGUUUGUUUUAAACAGUAUUUAGGUUGAGUUUUUAGUCUAUCUAUGGCAAACCAUAUCAUUAACGUAAUCUAUAUGUAUUUUUAUAUUCUUUGUCUGCAACUCUUUUGUCAUUGCUACCUAGUUUUGCCAGUAUGUAUAUUAUAUAUUAGGCUUCCUUGUUUAAUUAAAAAAAUAAAUAUAUAAAAGAUUGAAUGUGAUGGUUUUUUUUCCAGUACAUGCACACAAUGUAGCAGACAAACACUGUUAUUGUGUUAUUUAUCAGUAAAGAUGAAAUCAUAUGAUAUUUGGGCUGUUUGUGUACAAACAAGCUGUAACUCUCCUCCCUUUUUUUGUUGGGUUUGUUUUUCUUUUCCAAAAACCUGAGGCCUGUUUCACAAAACCAAGAUAACAAAUUAAGCCAGGGUUUUCCAGUUAUCCUGGCUCAGUUUAGCCUUGACUGGGUUUCACGAACGCAGUGGCACAUUAGUUAACGUGGAGAAUUAUUCUGUGCAGCUAUCCUGCUCCAGAUCAGACUAACAGCCAGGCUUUAUUUAUCCUAGUGCUUUAUCUGUUCAGUCAGCAGCCACUCCGAUCAGAAACCACUGUGUUUUUUACAGUUAGUCCCUGACCUUAUGCAUGUAUUUUGCCUUAUUCUUAUUAGCCUGCAUUAAAAUACCGUAUUUUAAUGCAGGCUAAUAAAAAUAAGUACUAACUGAAUACAUACCAUCAUUCAGUUAAGUACUAUUAUUUUAACAUUGUGAUCAUCAUUCAUUUUUAUUUUUAUAAUCAUUCAUGUGAUAGUCAUUAUUACGGUUAUAUUGUGUUUAUGAAGACUGCUGUUCAUAUUGUUGUUAGAGGUUUGAUGAAUAUAUUAUUGAUUAGAAAUGGCUGCUAAAGUUCACCGGACCAGUAACUAUAUAGUGUACUAUAUAUUAUAUAGUGUAUAUAUACAUGUGUAUAUAUAGUGUACUGUAUAUUCAUGAAACAACAGGGAGAGGAUACCACGAUGCUUUGACCUUUUAUUUUUCUUGGAUCACUGGUCUGCUGUGUAUACUUACAGUGUACAUUGAAAUGAUCACUUCCUUCUCUUUUUAAUCCCCUACAUUUGUAUUGUUAAGUGUGUGCUGUACAGACAUCUGACAGUUUGUGAAUUCUGUAAAACACAUAUCAGUUCUUAACUCUGCAUGGUGUGGAUCUCCUACACACAACACUCACUACGUUGCCAGGCUGCUUUCAGGCUGUAAAGUAUCCUGUUAAAAAUGAUGUUUUCCAUGAGCACCACAUCACUGACUUCUUAUCCAUUAUGGACUAAAUAAGUAUUUCCAUUGACAUAGGCUACAUCCAGCCUUCUUUCUUUCUUUCUUUCUGUAUAAAUAAUGGUCGUAAUAGGGCAGACCAGUGCUUUGAGUGGUCGGAAGACUAGAAAAGCGCUAUAUAAAUGCAAGUCCAUUUACCAUUUACCAUGCAUAAAUCCUGCUGUGCUACUUAAUAUGUGUUUUAAAUAAUUGACAAACCGUCAGAUGUCUGUAGGCAUAUAGCACACACUUAAAAAAGCAAAUAUAGUUUGAAAAGGUGCAAAUAUCAAUGAAAAAAGGGAUUUAUUUAAAAAGAGUCAACGUUUAAAACCACAAAAAAAACCUGCAGGACUUGGACCGAGACAUGGAGAUAAAAAGACAGACAUUGAGGAAAUUAGAAGGAGAAGUACGUGAUCAUUUCAGUGCACACUGUAAGCAUGUACAGUAUGUAACAUAAUGUAUAAAUCAUUGUUAUAUAUACAGUAUAUGGUAUCGCCGUAUUCUAUCAUUGUGGAUUAGUGGUUGUAAUUCAUCUUCAUAGUAAAUUUCCUAAAUAAUAUGUUAACUUCCACCGCUCACUUUUAAGGUGAAGUGACAGUAUCUCCUUAAUGGUUUAACUAUGACAGUUUCAGUUAACAGCAGUGGUAUUUUUAGGCCACUUACUUAUUGAGUCGGUCCGCUUUGUCUGCUACGUUUUUAUCUCACUGUUUUAUAACAGCAGCAGAUGGCCGUGUCUCCUUUUCUACAAAUUAUAUGCUUAACUUCCUCGUAAUCUUCCAUUAAAAGCUGUUUCUCACUGGGUUUAAAGUACGCUGAACACGUUUACUCCAUUCCAGCAUUAGUAAAUCUGCGAUUGACCUUGUGGUCUAUUGAGGAAAGCAGUGAACGUGCAUCUAUCUGAAUUACUUACACCUGGCUCAACCUAGUCGCUCCUCCUCAGCCUGGCUUGGCCUUCGUGAAAUAAAUUAAGCCAGGAUGAAAUGACUGGUCAACCCUCGCUUACUCUCUUAUCCUGGAUAUCUUUAUUCUGCUUUUGUGAAACAGGCCCCUGCUCUGGUUGAAUAAGUUGGCAGGAAAUAUGGGUGUGGCCUUUAAAGUGACACUUCACCCAAAUACAUCUGCAGAUAUUAACCCGCUGUAGACUUGAAAGUUGGCUUUCUUGAGCUUGAAACAUACAAGACAGGAAAUCAUCUUGGUUCUGCUGCUUGAGUACCCCUUUAACAUUGGAUAUAUCAGAUUUGUUUUAUGGGAAAUUAAUAUGAAAAAGAAUCAGAUUAAUUAUAUUCUAUACCAUUUCUCAAUGCAUAAUGUUCAUUUUUAAUUUUGUAGGUGUGUGGUACCAUUUACAUGAUGUCUGGAUUUGGCCAUUUUCUCCUGAGCUCCUGUAUUCUAGGAUCCAUUUUCUGCGGCUCCAUUGCUUGGCAUGUAAAGAUACCAAGCAAUAUCAAAGGAUUGGUGGGCUCCUGCCUUGUCAUCCCUUGCACUUUUGACUACUAUCGGUAUCCACCUCACAGACCAAAUCGUGUGGUUUGGUACCAGUAUGUUGACCGAGGAUAUCCUGUAGUUUAUGACAAUUGGCACCCAAAAAAUGUCAUUUCCAUAUUUUCUGGAAAGACACGGGUUUUUACUUCUACACACGAGAAGAUAUGCAGUCUUGAAAUCAAGCCAGUGACGAAGGAACACCACAGACAGAAGAUUUACCCCUGGGUAGAUCCAGAGAAUGUUGGGAGAAACACCUACCGAUUCUUUGAUACAACCGUAACAAUUGAAGUAGUGGACAGGGCAGACACACCGUCUAUUAUGAUCUCUGGAAGCAUGACGGUUGGAGAACCCGUGACAGUGCAAUGCACUGUUUACCACACCUGUUCCACUUAUCCACCCACUCUGAGUCUCAACAUCCCACUGCAAAGCCACAGUCUAACUCAGAGCUCCAUGUCUGAUGGCACAUCCAAAACUACCUUGACGACCACAUUGAACAUUGAGAGAGACCACCAAACUGUGGAGUGCUCUGUCCGACACCCUGGCGGUCUCACUGCAAAGGCCUCUCAAACCUUAAAUGCACAAUGCACCUAUUCACCCUUGACUAUCAGACGUACAUCAGACGAAUUUCUUGAGGGACAGGCAAGCGAAGUUACCUGCACUUCCUCAUACACAUGCCCCAAACAUAUACCAACUCUCACAUGGAACUAUGGUAGCAUGCCGGCCUCCACCGAUACCAGCAAUAGUGGAGCCGCUGAGUGGAAGACUGUCUCCAAACUGACGUUCACAGCAUCAGCUAACGACCACGGACGAUCUCUGACAUGCCAUGCACGAUUCACUGGGGGACAGACGACGGAAAAGAGCAUCACCCUACGAGUAAAGAGAAACAUGCUCUCUCGGGGCUGGUCCUUCACCACCCCCAGAAGUAUCACUGGCAUGAAAGGCUCAUGCAUCAUCAUUCCUUGCACAUUCACCUACAGUAUCACCCAGCCCGCUGACCUCCGAGUUAUAUGGUACUUGUUCCAGAGCAACGGGUACCCACCUGUAUUUGACGAAAGACAGAAUGUUAUUAGCAAGUUUAACGGGAUAACCAUUUUGAUUGGAUCUGUGGGGGAGGGGAAUUGUAGUCUUAAAAUCGAGAGGCUGGAGAUGUCGCACAACCAGGACAGACUUUUCCCAUGGGUAGACCAGAACCCUAUCACCUCCUUCCACAGCCUGGGUCAUGCAUUUUAUGAUAAAACCUCUCAACUUAUUGUAUCAGACCGCGCACAGGAACCGCAGUUGAGCAUCAUUGGUAUCCCCAGGGUGGGAGAGGAGAGCACAGUGUCCUGCAAUGUGCGCCAUACAUGUCCCUCUGCUCCCCCCACCCUGACCCUGAAUGGUGUACCUGGAAAAGACGUCAUUACAGACACUCUGGUGUCUGAUGGGAUUUGGGAAAGGACAGUGGAGCGAACUUGGGCUGUCAAAGAGGAGGACAAGAGUGUGAAGUGUACUGUGCGCUACCGUGGUGGUCAGGAAGCUAUAAGUGAGCUCAAGCUGAAUGUUGAAUGUCCAUACGACAAGAUCACAAUGACUGAGCGGCCAGGCGAGGUGACGGAGGGUGUGGCAAAGAGUGUCAUUUGUUCGGUUUCCUACAAGUGUAAGAAAAAUAAACCAACCAUCGCGUGGAACUACGAAGACAUGCAGAGUUCGUUAAAAACCAAAGAGAUCUCCAUCAACACCUAUAACACAGUGUCAAAUCUAACCUUUAUUGGUUCUCUUGGGGAUGACGGUAAAUCUUUGACCUGCACUGCUCAGUUUGGUACUGGGGAGACUUCAGACUCUGAAACCCUUCAUAUAAAAAAAUAUGAGAGACCAGUUGAUCCAUAUGAAAAUGACACGCUCCACGUUCAGCCCGCUGACGUCCCUUUCAGAUUCAGCGCCCUGACCCGCUCCUGUGUGGUGAUUCCCUGCAGCUUCCCGUACCAGGAGGAUGAGCCUGUCACGCGUGGCAUCUGGUCCAAAAAAACUGGGGAUGUCAUCUACCACAAUGCCCAAAGCUAUGUGGUUGAUCAUUUCAAAGGCCGCACCAGAAUAUUGGGAGAUCUGAAUGAGGGAAACUGCUCAUUAGAGAUCGAUGACAUUAAGCCCUUUGACAAUGGGCCCUUCUGUUUCCAUGCAGAGAAAGGAAAUAAUGACAGACAAAGAUUCAACAAUAGCUGCGUAUUUAUUGUUAUGAAAGCGUCCCCAGAAAAACCAGUGAUGACCUCAGUUCCAGCAGAAGUCGAUGCCGGCUCAACGAUUACCGUCUCGUGUUCUGUUACGCACACUUGUCCAUCACAUCCUCCGGUGUUCACAUGGAGUGUCCCCAACCUCACCAGCGAGGUCGCGCACACCUGGACGCCGCAGGGCAUCUGGGAGACGACCUCCACGAUCACUUUCAUGGCUGCUGGAGGAGACGGGGUCAAAAGCCUAACCUGUACUGCCAUUUUCUGGCGUGGCAAGCAGCGCGCCGGCACAGUCGAGCUGACUGUGAAGGGAUCCAGUUCUCGGCCAGUAGCCAUUGCGGUGUCGGCUAUAGUCCUGAUUGUGAUCAUCCUAGCUGCAGUGUUUGGAGUGGUCUUCUAUAGGAGAAGGAAGCGCUCUGACAACUCGCUGAGACCACCACCUCGACCAGAGAAAAGGAGGUCCAUUUGGAGCAGAUUUUCCCAUAGAGCAGAGGAUGGCCGUGUUGGGUGGAAAAGAGAGAGCGAACCCAGAAACCAAGGCAACACUGUAAACCUCAGUGCUGGCUAUUUAAACAACACCACCACUGUAACCUGUGACAGUCAAAUCUCCAAACAACGCUUCCCAUCCCCAAAGGAUAACCGGAGACCUCCUCGCUCUGUCAGGCCUGAGGAUUACCAUGUGUACGGUAACUACUGAGUUCUUCGAGACAUCUCGGAAACAUCACAUGCUUCCAGGACCACAUUGUCGUUAUUAUACAAACUACACAGUACAUGUUCGCAUGUGGGGAAAAGUAAUGUUGGUCAUUGUUGUCGAUGUUGCUUUUAAACUUGCUUUAGUUAAAGGUGCAAUGUUUAAAAUAUUGCCAGAGUCAUGGAUUAUAUAUAAGAAGUGGAUGUAGUCACCGUGACAUCACCCAUUUGGUUUGUGGACUGCCGUUUUGAAGCCUCGAGUUUGCAUCGCUAUCUUCGUUUUUGGCCGUCGCCAUCUUUGUUUUUUAUAUUAUUAAAGGUUAUAAUUAACUUUCAUGUGCUGAAAACACACUGUGGAAGGGUUAAAGUUGUAAGACGAAAACACGGACAACUCCGAGACCGGAAAACACCGUGGUGUCGAUGAUGAGGAUGAAACGAAAAACACGAGUUGUUCCCUUGUCUCUGCCAUCCCGGACCCAAGCCAAUAUACAAACUAUCAAAACGUACACGGACCAUACGGCCCCCGGUUAGUGGCACAGUAAACACACAGAUGGCUACUAGGUCGACGUCACACGUGAAGAUUAUAAGAUAGCAGUGUUAUUUUGACCGGCUCUCAGAGUUUCAGCAGUUUUGUCAAAUUUUGUGUAUUCUUGCCCUGUUGUUAGUCAGUAGGUGGCUUCUUUUUUUUUAACUGAUGACUGUAAAUUUAGAUUGUAUGGACUUUGUGGAAGAGGUGAAAUGCUGCUCCAUAUUUCUUUGGAGCAUGUGGCCAGGGGUUACACAGUGCACCUUUAAAGAAUGUAUAUCAGCUAUCAAAUAAGCAUAAUAAUAAAUACGAUUUUCUCUCCUUU